Seriola dumerili (greater amberjack) is the source of this 3372-nucleotide messenger RNA. Its product is annotated as androgen receptor-like. Bases 243 to 2267 code for a protein of 674 amino acids. The transcript has 9 exons. The record is from RefSeq and is a predicted model, not a curated record. Gene Ontology annotation, molecular function: sequence-specific DNA binding; DNA-binding transcription factor activity; zinc ion binding. Gene Ontology annotation, biological process: regulation of DNA-templated transcription; male gonad development. NCBI's taxonomy places the organism in Eukaryota, Metazoa, Chordata, Actinopteri, Carangiformes, Carangidae.
CAGAUCGACGGGACGCCCCUACCCAGCAGGAGCAGCAGCAGUACUGCGUCGCUGACUGAUCUGAAUUUCCUCCCCGCUUAGACAUAUGACCGGAGUCUCAUUGGGUAGGCGUUUUCUCACCCUGGAAAGUGUUGUUUUAUUUGUUUCCCGUGCAACCAGCUCACCGCUGUAACUCUCGCGACGCGAGCUGAAGGCAACAUUUCACUCGGGCUUGUCCGAUAUACUGGAGAAACUCUUUAAUAAUGAAUGAGCGGGAUUGUUUGGAUACCGCGGACACCCAUGCCUGCCCCACUACUGCCGAGCUCAGUAAGGCAGUGUCAGUGUCCUUGGGUUUGGAUUCGGUGUCUUCUCCGCUCAACAACACGAACCCUUGCUUCAGCGGCGCCUUUCCAGACUGCGACCCCACCAGAGGGAACAGUUCCCGAGGAGUGUCGACGUUAGGAGCGGCCGGAAAUAUGAACUCAGAGGGCAGCAGGUUUCUACUGAAUGACAGUAGUCUAAGAGAGGCCGACUUUGGAGAAGUGUGCCAUGGCAUACAGCAGGUGAGCUGCAUGGAUCUGCUCAGAUCGAGCGAAAUGGACAGCGCGCAAACCAUGACGCGUGGCCCGGUGAUAUCCAGAUAUGUCUGCAAGGAAUCAAACUUGUUUAUCAACCCGUUGGUAGAGCUGCCCGCGCCCUCUCAGGUGGAUGAGCUCUCACCUUUGAAACAAUACUCUGCUUACUCUGCCAAUCCAAACCUAUACAGAGAUACCCAGGGUGUGUGGUGCGCAAAUGAGCGCGCAUACAGCGGUCGAUCCGAGCCAGAUAGAUGCGGAUCCGGAGGGCAUAAUUUGUUGUGUAAAUAUUGUAAUUGUGGGCAAACCCAUCUGGCAUCCAGGCACGAAUGCCACUGUGUCUGGUACAGCAAGGGUGAGCAGGGUGGUAAAGGUGGCAUACGAGCAGCGAUGGCACAAGAGUAUGGCCAAGUGGAAAGAUACCAAAAUGCAGUUGCUCAAGGACAGGCCACUUUUUCCACUAUCAAGACCGAACCUUCAGUUUGGGUGGAUUGCGCAGAUCGCAGUUUCAGGCAUGAGGGUUUAUUUCCAGGUGUGUACCUCUCAGAAAGGAGAGUGUGUCAGGUGUGCGGCGACGACGCCUCAGGUUGUCACUAUGGAGCAGUCACCUGUGGCAGCUGCAAAGUAUUCUUCAAGAGGGCUGCUGCCGGUAAGCAGAACCACCUGUGUGCCAGCCGGAACGACUGCACCAUCGACAAACUGAGGCGGAAAAACUGUGCCUCAUGUCGUUUAAAGAGGUGCUUCAUGUCCGGAAUGAGCCUUAAAGGUCGCAGGCUGAAGGGAGCCGGACAGACGAGAAACGGAGAGGAGGAGCAACCUCCGGCUUCCUGGGGGCCUGGAGAAAGAGGAGAGAGGGCGGGAAAGAAGGACGUAAUGUUGGACCCCAGAAGUGCAGCUGCCAGGGCUCAAGCCACGUCCCAGGCCCUGGCUCCAGGAAUACCCCCGACCCUGCGCUCCUGCCUAUCCCUCCUCAGCGUCUUGCAGGCCAUCGAGCCAGCCGUGGUCAAUGCCGGACAUGACCCCGCCCAGCCAGACAGCCCUGCGUCCUUGCUCACCAGUCUCAAUGAGCUCGGGGAAAGACAGCUGGUAACCGUGGUGCAUUGGGCCAAGGCAAUACCAGGUUUCCGUGACCUGCAUGUGGAUGAUCAGAUGUCAGUGAUUCAGUUGUCAUGGAUGGGGGUGAUGGUGUUCGCCUUGGGCUGGAGGUCCUACACACUCACUAACAGCUCCAUGCUCUACUUUGCUCCAGACCUCGUCUUCAACGACCAGCGGAUGCAAGUGUCCAGUAUGUAUGAACACUGUGUGAGGAUGAAGCUGCUCUCCCAAAGGUUCUACAUGCUGAAGGUCACCCAAGAAGAGUUCCUCUGCAUGAAAGCCCUGGUACUCUUCAGCAUCAUGCCAGUGGAGGGCCUCAAGAGCCAACGUUCUUUUGAUGAACUGCGGACCUCCUACAUCAAGGAGCUGGACCGUUUGGCCAGCCACAGCGGAGAGACCACCCGUACACAGAGACUGUUUCAGCUCACACAGCUGCUGGACUACCUCCAGUCGGUUGUGAGGAAGUUACACCAGUUCACCUAUGAUCUGUUCAUCCAAGCUCAGUCCCUGCAGACACGUGUCAACUUCCCAGAGAUGAUCUCAGAGAUAGUGAGCGUUCACGUGCCCAAGAUCCUCUCCGGCAUGGUCAAGCCCAUCCUUUUCCACAAUACGGCCUAGAGAGAGGAGUCUCUUGUGAUCGUCCUAUUGGUCACUUGAGCUCUGGCACUCGGUCCUUCAUCCAUUUUCUGGUAAAGCUGAAGUGGCCGGAGAGGGUUUAUGAUUUUAUGAGGUGAAAGAUGUGUAAGCCCCUUUUUACCUGCAGGGUGAGAGUGGAGCACAGUGAGUGGAUAUUAACAGAAGGGAAUACAGCACAUUCUUCCAGCCUAAUGUAAUCUACUUACAUCUACUCUGUUCUUCCUACUGCCUGUUUGCUGUAUCACGCACACCAAAUGUUUCUGGAGCCGAUUAAAACACUUUUUUAGCAUGCAUUCCUCCACACAAGCCCAUGAGUUGCCAACAAGCCCAGCAUGCAGACUUCCUCAACCCGUCAUUCAGAUUGUGACAACAGGUAAUAUUUCAUUUUGAGAGGUACGACAGUAGCGAGAAAAACAUUUUUGCAGAGUUCACAUCACCGUAGCUUGUCUGUGUGCGCAGUCGCUUGACAUUUGGACUAGAUUUUUUUUUUUUCUCCCACAAUGAAUGUUGUUGUGUGCACCUGGGAUGAACAAAGUCCUUGAUUGACAGUUAAUAAGUGGUUGUGGCAUGCAUGCUAAGAAGCAAAGCUGUCUCGCCUGAAGGCAGAUAGAAACAUUUCUGAAAGCUGUUCUCAUCUAUAGAAAUAAUAGUCUUCUAAUAGUUUUAGGUGUCAACGAAAUAAGUACACUUUUAAGAUGUGUCAAUGCAAAUUUCAAAUGUAUAUUUAUGAAUAUUUUAAUGUCAAAAUGUCACACCAAAGACAAUGAAGAAAGUAAUUAGACAAAACACAUAAAAUAAGUUGACUAAUAACACUAUGGGUGAGUUGUUUUUUUAAGUUCGCUUUUCCAGAGUGAGCAUUUCAUACUGUUGUAACUUUUCUACAGUUUCUUAAAGUGUUCUUGUGUAAAGCAGAUGCUCUGUCGUGUAUCAUCAUGUAUUCAUUGUAGCUUUUUGACAGUUUUGCAAAGCGUUAAACGUCCAGCCAAGAAUUUGCUCAUUUGUUGCAACAUUUACAGCUUAACAUGUAAUAAAACUGAAGCAUGAGUGUGUAUCUGUGGGUUGAUAAUGAGCCGCUGGCGGCAUUAGA